Messenger RNA from Solenopsis invicta (red fire ant), 977 nucleotides. RefSeq names its product COMM domain-containing protein 8. The record is from RefSeq and is a predicted model, not a curated record. The transcript is spliced from 4 exons. Bases 309 to 845 code for a protein of 178 amino acids. NCBI's taxonomy places the organism in Eukaryota, Metazoa, Arthropoda, Insecta, Hymenoptera, Formicidae.
UCAUUUGAUUUUUAUAUCAAUUAUCUCUAUUAUCGCAUGACUUCGAUACGAUUAUGUGCCUUUCAUAUUUUCCAUAUGCGCCAGCAGAUGGGGAAAUGUCAAAUGCAAUUUCCUAACCUCUAUUCUAAAUUGAGGCUGUUGAGUAUAUUCUCGACGUCUAAAAUUGCAUUCAAAAGAACCUUCCGUCGAUUAAGUGAUAUAAGAGCAAUAUAAUUAUGAGGUCUUCCAAAUUUCCAGAAUUCAAAGUCUGCAAAUUCUAAUCUGCUUUCACGUUGACUUCGAUGAAAUAGGAACGCGCGUUGAAAACGAUGGAGAGCACUCAGUCGCUGUACAUCAGCCUCUUCAGCGAGGAAAAGAGCGACGUCUUGAAGGAGCUGUUGCAUUCGUGCGUCGACGAGAUCUGCGGUCGUCCGGGACCGUCCUAUCGCAAGUUCGCCAACAGUAUGGAUUGGAGCAAAGCGGAGUAUGAAGGUGUUUAUAAGCUGAUAUCGUCGUUGCUGCGAAAUCCCGCCUCUCUCUAUUUGGUAGAAGAAAAGAUGCCACAAGAAUACCACGAAUUACCCGAGCAAGUGCAACAGAACAUUCUUACUUGCUUAAAAGUGCGCAGAGAACAACUGACAAACGCUUUACUGAGAGAACAUUAUAAAGGAAAAUUACCAACAGUUAUCGAUCAUGAUUGGAGAUUGAAGUUGGUAAUGGGUUCAAGCAAGAUGGCCUCAUUAAGAGAAUCUCUACUUCAGUUGGAUCUCAUAGUGGAAGAUAAGGAAUCUCAACGCAUUAUAAAUUUGGAACUGAAUAAAGACGAGCUAGAUACAAUGAUAAACAAUUUAGAAAGACUAGUGUGAUAAGUUUUGAUAUUUUUGUAAAAAAAAAUGAACAAAAUUUGUACAUAAUACCUUAUAUAUUAGUGUGAUAUUAAGUUGUGGUAUUGUGCAGGACAUGGGUUCCAUGGUGAAAUAAAUCAGUCGCCGCUGGUA